GACGAAGAAGAAGGAAGGCGAGCUUUUUGAUACCAGGCCACGACCUGCCACGGCGAGUCGCUAACAUAUAAAAGGUUACAUAACUUCGAAAAUUGUGAAUAGAUCUUAGCUUUGUGUGAUCUUCCUAGAGGGAGGCGUCGAGACAAGUCUCUUCUGCAGCACCUUUCCAUUGAUAUUUUGACUUUGGCACAUCAUUUCAUCAAUUUCCAACGGAUCAUCAUGGCUGAUGAUUUUGACGUUGAGGCCAUGCUGGAGGCUCCAUUCAGAAAGGAUGAGAUCAGGUCCUCUCAUGCAAAUGGACAUGACGGCCAAAACAAGAAGAAAAGGAGGAGUCGUAGUAAGAGCCGAAGCCCAGGCUCUAAGAAGAAAAGGAGUAGAAGCAGAGACAAAAAGAAGAGUAAGAAGAGAAGCAAGAGCAGAGAAAGAAAACGGACCCGCAGCAGGGAGCGCCAUCGGAGCGGCUCCCGAAGCAAGGAGCGCUCCGGGCGCUACCGGGCCCGCAAGAGCCCGGUCCGGAAACGUUCCAAAAGCCGCAGCCCUUUCAAAAAAGAGAAGAGUCCCAUCCGAAACUUUGAGGAUGCAAUCGGGCAGUAUAACAAAAUCAGGGAGCAACCGAUUGACAAUCUCACACCAGAGGAGAGGGAUGCCCGCACAGUGUUCUGUAUGCAGCUGGCUGCGAGAAUCAGAGCUCGAGACCUGGAAGACUUCUUCUCGGCUGUCGGAAAAGUAAGAGAUGUGAGAAUGAUAUCUGACCGAAACUCCAGGAGAUCAAAGGGCAUUGCAUACAUCGAGUUUGUGGAGUCUUCCUCUGUACCGCUGGCUAUCGGUUUGACCGGGCAGAGGCUGUUAGGAGUGCCCAUCAUCGUCCAGGCCUCGCAGGCAGAGAAAAAUCGUGCUGCAGCUGCGGCCAACAAUCUACAGAAGGGCAGCUCAGGCCCGAUGAGGCUGUACGUCGGCUCGCUGCACUUCAACAUCACUGAGGAAAUGCUGCGAGGGAUCUUUGAGCCUUUUGGAAAGAUCGAGGGAAUCCAGCUAAUGAUGGACAGUGAGACCGGACGAUCCAAAGGAUAUGGCUUCAUAUCGUUUUCAGAUGCAGAAUGUGCAAAGAAGGCCCUGGAGCAGCUGAACGGCUUUGAGCUGGCCGGACGUCCGAUGAAGGUGGGGCAUGUUACAGAGCGCUCAGACUCGUCGACAGCCAGCUCCUUCCUGGACAACGAUGAGCUGGAGAGGACCGGCAUCGACCUCGGCACCACGGGGCGCCUUCAGCUGAUGGCUCGACUAGCAGAAGGAACUGGUCUGAAGAUCCCCCCUGCCGCUCAGCAGGCUCUACAGAUGACCGGGUCCAUACCCUUCGGAAACAUUUCUCAACAAUCUGUUCAUUCUCAAGCGCAAAGCCAAGCCUUGAACCUCCCGUCACAACCGCUGGCCACUCACUGCCUUCAGCUCUCAAACCUGUUCAACCCACAAGCAGAAAACGAUCUCACCUGGGCCGCUGAGAUCCAAGAUGAUGUUAUUGAAGAGUGUAACAAACAUGGAGGGAUUGUUCACAUUUAUGUUGAUAGGAACUCUGCUCAAGGUAACGUGUACGUGAAGUGUCCCUCAAUACCAGCAGCGAUGGCAACUGUAAAUGCACUUCAUGGACGCUGGUUUGCAGGCAAAAUGAUAACGGCUGCCUACGUUCCCUUACCGACCUACCACAACCUUUUCCCUGAUUCAGUCACAGCGAAGCAGCUUCUAAUGCCGACACGUCGAUAGUCUGAGACAUGCUUAAGAAAUUCAGUGUAAAUACAUUUGUUUGCAGUCAUGGAGGUGUCGUUGAAACAGACGCAUUGAAAUUAGAUGGCUGUGUGUAAUAAAGUUGCCUCAACUUCCUGUGUUCACCAUUGAAGAAUAGGCAGGUUUUUUUUUUGAGUUGCUUUUCACAUUUUGUGGGUUUGUGUUGUAAACUACCACGAGAAGUAAUUGCAGUUAUCUAUUGGUCUGUAUGUUUUUAAAAUAUUCCUGUCUUAUCUGCUUGUUUAAAUCACCAAUUUUAGAUUUAAAAUUGCAAAAGAGUUACAAAACUGUUGGGUUAUAGGCCUUAAAUGCCAAAAGUAUAUCAAUGUCGACAAUAAUCCUUUGUAACUUUUUACAGCCAUAAUUUCAUUUUUUGUAUGAAGGCUCCCAAUAAACUUUGGCAAAUUUGACACUUCA
Messenger RNA from Notothenia coriiceps (black rockcod), 2193 nucleotides. Its product is annotated as RNA-binding protein 39. The transcript has 16 exons. Gene Ontology annotation, cellular component: nucleus. NCBI's taxonomy places the organism in Eukaryota, Metazoa, Chordata, Actinopteri, Perciformes, Nototheniidae. Gene Ontology annotation, molecular function: RNA binding. The coding region runs from base 220 to 1755 and encodes 511 amino acids. The record is from RefSeq and is a predicted model, not a curated record. Gene Ontology annotation, biological process: mRNA processing.